This is a messenger RNA of Phyllopteryx taeniolatus (common seadragon), 8649 nucleotides long. RefSeq names its product piezo-type mechanosensitive ion channel component 2. The record is from RefSeq and is a predicted model, not a curated record. The transcript is spliced from 56 exons. NCBI's taxonomy places the organism in Eukaryota, Metazoa, Chordata, Actinopteri, Syngnathiformes, Syngnathidae. The coding region runs from base 52 to 8223 and encodes 2723 amino acids.
GCAGCGUUGAAAAAAGUGAAGAAAAUAAGCAUCGCAAAGGUGGUAGGAGUCAUGGCUGGGGACAUGGUGGUCGGGAUGCUGUACAACUUAUUACUGCCGCUUAGCCUGCUAGCUGCUGCGUCUUUCCGCUACAAUGGAUUGUCCGUGGUCUACUUCCUGUUUCUACUCACCGUGCCGCUGAUGCCGAACCCAAGUCUGCUCACAAUGAAGGGCAACACGGGGCAGUUCCUACGGCGGAUCGUCUACACGAGUUUGACAUUUCUCAGCCUGCAGUGCUUCAUGCAGAUCCCUUUUGCCUACAUCGCCCCGCACGUUAGCGGCUUCUGGGAGGAUUUCCUCUACCACGUCGGCAUCGUGAGAUUGAGCCGCGUUGACCCGGGCAACAUCGUACGCCUCCUGGCGCCAGACGCGGGCCUUCUCGUCUCCGCUCUCUUCAUACUGAGACUUCUCGGAAAGCUACUUCGGGCGACACCUCAGGUCAGCCUCCACCAAAAUGGGAUCCGGCCCUCUGAUUCCGAGGACCCGGAGACCUCCGACGCGGAGUCGGACGGAGGGAGCGAACGCUCCGAGAGCUCGGACGAGAGCACGGCGCCGCUCGAAUCUGUCCCGCCUCAGUUUGUUCAGAAGCUGCUGAUGUUCGCGGCCGGCUUGAGGCUGCUGUUAUCCGCUCUCGUGGACACGGCAGGGAAAGUGGUUGUGACUUUGCUGCUGGGGCUGGCAGGUAUCACUCUUCCGUCACUGACCUCCGGCGUGUACUUUGCGACGUUCCUCGGACUGGCGUGGUGGUGGGCGAUGGGCCGGUCGACGGGCCUGCUGCUUUUCAGCUCCCUGUGCGUGAUGAUGACCAUCUUCAGUGGCGGGCACCUUCUCGUGCUCUACGUCUACCAGCUGCCCGUGUCCCAGCAGCUGGUGCCACCUGACGACGUCUAUGCAAGGUUGUUUGGAAUGACAGGAGUGAUCCGAAGCAACCGUUCUGACCCGUACGCGCUGGGUCUGCAGCCCGACGUCAGCUGGCCUGACUUCAUCAACCCUUUCGUUCUGCUGCUGCUUUAUUACACGCUCGUUACGCUGCUGCGCAAAUGGGUCCACAUCGCAGACGAGGAGAACGGCGAUGGUGAAGAGAGUCCACUAUACACUCCAGAUGCUGCCCCAAGCUUCUCCAGAGUCGUGUACAUCUCAGGAGAUGAGCGUGAUGUAAACAACUCAUUUUCCACCAGACAAAAGGGGUCCUCAUGUAUUCUCUUUCCAAAGGCGAUCAUGUUAACGAGGGGCAGCUCGCGGCAAGGCGUCUCCGGAGAGGAUCGAGGAAGCCUGCUCGGGCGUGCCGGCUACACCGACCGGUUGCCUCUCCCGCAGUAUGAAGGCAAACAUUCGCCGUCCCGCGAUAGCCAAGCUGAAAUGGAGAGGACUGACCCGUCCGCGGCAAGUCUGACAGAAACUCCUGCUCCCGAUUCAGGCCCAAGCGGUCUGGUCAUCUUCGGAGGACUGGUCCAGAAACACAGCUACGUCGGUGGCCUCAUUAUCAUGAUGGUCUGGAGUAUCACCUACAACAACUGGCUGACCUUUGCCCUGCUGGUUUGGUCCUGCAUCAUCUGGAUGAUGCGAGACAGGCGGCGCUACGCCAUGAUGUCCGCCCCCUUCCUGGCCGCGUACGGUACAGUUCUCCUGGUUUUGGGCUACGUCAGCGGGUUGCGCCUGAGCCGGGGCGAGCUGUACCCCGGUCUGCCCCCGGCCGUCAUCGAGGAUUUUGACCUGAACGGUUAUCACCCUGCACCUUGCAUCCACUUGGGAUCGAAGGUUUUCUACAGCUUCAGCUUCUGGUUGAUGUUUCGUCAGCAGCUGAAGGAAAGACGCGAGGAGCAGAGGUUGAAGGCCAGAUCGCUCGAUGAAGUCAAAGUUAUCCGACCCGAGGAAAACCAGCCAUCUCCAGUGGUGGCCAUGCUGAUCUCUGGAGUCAAAAGUGUCCUGGUCAAAUACUGGAUCUUCUUCUGCUGUUCCAUGUUCUUUGUGGUCAGCUUCUCCGGAACGGUGGUUGUCUACAAGAUUCUUUACAUUGUUCUCUUCCUGUCCUUCGUCGUCCUGUACCAGGUUCGCUUUGACUUGUGGCGUCGGUACCUGAAGACGUUCUGGGCGGUGGUGGUCGGCUAUUCCAUGCUGGUGUUGAUCGCCAUCUACCUGUACCAGUUCCGAAGUGUGUCCGCGCUCUUGCGACAGAUCAUGGGCAUGUCCGAGGACGGUCUUCGAGAUCUGGGCUUGGAACGCUACAACACCAUGGAGCUCUUUGCCCGUAUCCUACUUCCUGCGGCGUUCCUAUUGGCUUGUAUUCUGCAGCUGCAUUACUUCAACUGCGACUUCCUGACCCUCAGUGACCUCGACAAUGUUCCCGUCAGGCAAGUUCCCAGAGAAGAAGAACUCAGAAGUUCAGUCAACAUGAUUUCGGACAUUAUUAAAGAAAACAUUGACAAGCUCCAGAAAAGACUUCGAAAGGAAAACAUAAGCAAUGGGAAAAGUCAGGAGACUCUUGAUAUUGUUGAAAUGACCUCAGAAGGGAGUGAUGAGGAGGAGCAGGAGGGAACGAAGCGGCAAGACACGCCGGCCGGCGAGGCCGGCGAGGACAAGUGGGUUGUGAUUGUGAACCGGGCCAGCCUGCUGCUCGUUCAGGCUAUCUUAGGCCUCCAGAAACUGCAGGAGCUGUGCUGGAGGCUAAUGGAGCUCCAUGGCUUCAAACUUGUGUCUUCUGGCAUCAUCUGGGUGUCCUUGAAAGAGGUUUCUCUCAUGAACCUGCUCUUCCUGGUUCUGUGGGUGCUUGCGAUCCCGUUUCAUCGCUUGCGGCCCACGGCGUCCAGCGUGUCCGCCGUGUGGGCCUGCGUCACGGUGGUGUGCAAGAUGUUUUACCAGCUGGAGGUCAUCAAACCCCUCCGCUACUCCUCCAACUGCACCGCAAAUGCGGUCCCAUCCAACUCGUCGGGUCUGGACGUUGGUGUUGGCGCGAGCAUGAUGGAGUUGCUCCACAGGUCCAUCCUCUACAUUGAGCCUGUGGAUCCGGUCUACUGGUGUGGCGCGCUCCUCAAGUGUGAAGGAAGAAUCCUUCCUUGUCUCAGGAAUCAUCUAAUGGUGCUGGGUCUGCUGGCGUUUGAGGCGACCGUCCGUCGGCACCAGCUGUAUUUCCGUAUCCAUAACGACCUGAAGCCGCCGCCCUUCGGCAUCAUCUUCCACGGGAUCACCAGGCAGCGCCUGGACCACGGCAUCCGGCCCUGCGCGAAGUACUUUGUCAACUUCUUCUUCUACAAAUUUGGCCUCGAGAUGAGUUUCAUUGUGGCAGUCAAUGUGAUCGGUCAAAGGAUGGAUUUCUACGCCUUGCUUCACUCCUGCGCUUUGAUGGCGGUUCUGUCGCGGCGCCGCAGGAAGGCGAUAGGAGAGGUGUGGCCUAAAUACUGCGGCUUCACAGCGGGACUCAUCGUGCUGCAGUACUUACUCUGCAUCGGCAUCCCUCCUGCGCUGUGUGUCGAUUACCCGUGGAGGACUGCACUUCAACCUUUGACGUCAAAUGUCAUCAAAUGGUUUUAUAUGCCUGAUUUUGCCAUGAGUCCCAAUCCCUUAUUCAUAUUCUACGACCACCUGUUGCUGCUGUGCUCCUCCUUGCAGUGGCAAGUGUUUGACGAGGAGAAUCGGGCGGCGGUGCGACUGCUGGCCGGAGACAACGUGGAGAUCAGCCGCAGUCUCGACCCCAGCUCCUGCAACCGCUUCAUACCUGUGGACAACUUCCUUCACUGCAGGUGUUACCUCGACAUGGUGAAGGUGUUUGUGUUCAGCUACUUCUUUUGGCUGGUGCUGUGCCUGAUCUUCAUCACGGGCACCACUCGCAUCAACAUCUUCUGCAUGGGCUACCUGGUGGCCUGCUUCUACUUCAUGUUGUUCGGAAGCAGCGUGCUGAUGCAGCCCGUCAAAUAUAUCCUGCGCUUGUGGGACUGGCUCAUUGGCUACACCUGCUUUGUGAUCGCCAUGAAGAACCUCCUGUCUCUCGGUUCGUGCGCCUACUUGGGCAGCCUGCUGAAGAACGGCUGCUGGUUCAUUCAGGCCUUCAGUAUGUUCUGCACCAUAAAAGGCUACGAUGUCCCCGAGCCGGACGACGAGUGUGAGCUGCCCGAGGGCGAGGCCGGCAUCGUGUGGGAUGCCAUCUCUUUCACCGUCCUUUUAGCACAGAGGAGGGUCUUCCUCAGCUACUACUUCCUCUACGUGGUGGCCGACCUCAAGGCCGCCAAGAUAUUGGCCUCCAGGGGUGCCGAGCUGUUCGAGGCCAAGGUCAAAAAGCAGGUUGCGGCCCGGCUAGAGAUGGAGAAGAAAUCUGUGCAGACCCUGAAGAAACAGAUGGAGAAGAUUAAAUCCAAACAGAGGAGUCGGCCGCCGCCGCCGGCAGACAAAGCAGGGCUUCCGGUUGAUCCCGAAUCAGAGAGACUGGGUGACGAAGAGAAGGCAAAGAGGGAUGCAGGAAAAUGGUGGAAGCCUUGGGUCUCGCGGCCCGGAGUGGAAAACAACUGUGGCUACCACCUGUUUGAGAGUGACAGUGAGGAGGAGGACGAGGAUCCAGAAAAGAAAGAGGAGGAACCCCCAAGGAAGAAAUCUGCUUUUCAGCUGGCUUACAACGCCUGGGUCACAAGCUCCAAAACAGCUUUGAAGGACCUGAGCAGAGAGAAGAGGCGAAUGAAAAAAGAGGAGAAGAAGAGAGCCACGAGAGAGCUUCAGGCACAGCAGAGUUUUGACAGAACGGACUCAAGCGAGGACGAACUUGACGAAAGCAUCGUGGAAGGGGAAAGUGAAGAAGAUCAAGAAAACGUUCCACAGCGGAUCAUCAACACCUUGAAAUUUGGCCUGGUGUUUUUGCAGUCGCUUCUGGACGACUUGACUCAGGGUCUCAACUCGUUGUGCAAAGACAACCUGGACAUUUCCAAAGUGCUUCUCUUUGAGAGAGCGCUACUCAGCCAGCAGCAGAAGAAGGGCAGAGAGGUGAGCCGGCAGAGCGUGAAGCGCUAUUAUGAGAGCCGGUUGUCCCGUCAGAACACAUCGUCCUCACAAGAAGACCCGCAAGACUCGCUGCCUCCUUCGUCACCGCCGGCCGCCCCGCCCUCCUCCCGCCACGCCUACGCCAAACUCAGGAGCCAAGCUUCCAAGCUGUCCUGGGCGAGCAGCCUCUCCAGCUGCACGACGGAGGAGACCGUGCUGGGCUCCCGGCAGCCGACCCAGGAGGAGCUCGAAGAACCUCCGCUCGCGGCGGCGGCGGCUUCCAACCAUCUCAGGAGGAGGCUGCGGAAAUCGGCCCGUGUCGACUGGACCUCCUAUGAAGCUGAUGAGCUCUCACCGAGCUUUGAGGCGAACGCCAUUGAAAAAGAAGAAGCUGUAGGGGAAGAGGGGCAUGAAAAGCGGUGUGAAAAAGAGGUGUCAGAUGAAACGGAGCCACGACAAGACGAGGGUGUCCAGGGGGAGGAGCCCGACGGCGAAUCCCAGCAAACUGAGGAAGAGGAUUACCCAGAGUACCCAGAAUGCACUUCUCCUGGCUUCAGGGAGGACAUCAUAGAAAUCGGUAUGGAUGCCUCGGAUUUUCCAAGACCACUAAGUCAGGAAAGUAGGAACCUCACUGCCAGCGAGUUGCUGCUCAACAAAAUGUUUGACGACGACGAGAUCUCAGCGUCCGACGAGUUUUCCCUUACCCUUCCGAGGCCACUGAAGCUGACCUUUGCCCUCUACAACACCAUGGUGUCCAAGUCGGAGAUGCUGUGCUACUUCGUCAUCAUCCUCAACCACAUCGUGUCGGCGUCGCUUCUCAGCCUCAUCCUGCCGAUCCUCAUCUUCAUGUGGGCGAUGCUGUCCGUGCCCCGGCCAACCAAACGCUUCUGGAUGACCGCCAUCAUCUACACCGAGCUGAACGUGGUGGUGAAGUACUUCUUCCAGUUCGGUUUCUUCCCGUGGACCACUUCCGCCUACCGAGGCAUCAACGCCGAGCGUCCCUUUGCCCUGCCCAACAUUAUUGGCGUUGAGAAGAAGGAUGGCUAUGUGCUUUUUGACCUCAUUCAGCUGCUUGCUCUGUUCUUCCACCGCUCUAUUCUCAAGUGCCACGGGCUGUGGGACAACAAGGAGGUGGAGAUGCCCGAUUUCUUCAAGAAGCUAAAGAAGAAGGUGGACAAGAAGAAAAUGACUGGAGGCGAAAAGGAGAAACAAGCACGCCGACUGAAGUUCCUCCCUCUCCAGUCGUCCACCACCUCCAUCUUCCGGAAGCUGAAGAAAGGAAACUCCGCAGAAUCCGACGUAGGCGAACCCAACAGGGAGAACAAGAAGAAGAGACGGCGUCGGCAAAGGGCACCUCUGACCAGGAAGCAGCGGAUCAGGCAGCUGAUCAAAGAGAGGAUGCUCCAAACUAAAACCGCCAUCAUUGAAGUAGCCCUUCACAUCUACUUACCCAUAAGGCAGUUUUUCUACGACAUCAUCCACCCAGACUACAGUCCCGUGUGUGACGUCUACGCCCUCAUGUUUCUCAUCGACGUCGUCAACUUCAUCGUUACCAUAUAUGGAUACUGGGCCUUUGGGAAAUACUCGGCGGCGGCCGACAUCACCGAGUCCCUGUCUGAGGACCAGGUCCCUGAAGCCUUCCUGGUCAUGUUGCUGAUCCAGUUCGGUACCAUGAUUGUGGACCGGGCCCUCUACCUGAAGAAGUCUCUGCUGGGAAAGUGCGUUUUCCAGGUGGUGUUGGUGUUCGGCAUACACUUCUGGAUGUUCUUUAUCCUACCCGGGGUCACUGAAAGGAGGUUCAACCGCAACCCAGUCGCCCAGCUGUGGUACUUUGUAAAGUGCAUUUACUUUGGCCUUUCUGCGUACCAGAUCAAGUGUGGCUACCCGAAUCGCAUCCUGGGGAACUUCCUCACUAAGAACUUCAACUACCUCAACCUCUUCCUCUUCCAAGGGUUUCGCUUGGUCCCCUUCCUGACAGAGUUAAGGGCCGUGAUGGACUGGGUGUGGACCGACACCACUCUGUCACUGUCCAGCUGGAUCUGUGUGGAAGACAUCUAUGCGAAUAUAUUCAUCCUCAAGUGCUGGAGGGAGUCUGAAAAAAAAUUCCCCCACCAGCCAGGACAGAAGAAGAAGAAGGUGGUGAAAUACGGGAUGGGAGGAUGCCUCAUCUUUGUCCUCAUCGGCAUCAUCUGGUUUCCUCUGCUCUUCAUGUCUCUCGUCCAAUCGGCAGCCGGCGUCACAAAUCAGCCCAUUGACGUCUCCAUCCAGUUGAGCAUCGCUGGAUAUGAGCCUCUGUUCACCAUGAGCGCCCGGGAACAGAACUUGGUUUCGUACUCAGAAGCGGGAUUCGAACGACUCACCAAAGUCUACGCAACCUACCCAUCUGCAAUGCAGUUCAUAAUGAACUACGAGGCCGAAGACAUUGUCGUUGCCAAGAUCAAGAGCGACGCCAGCCUGCUUUGGAGCAUCAGCCCGGCCAGUCGGGAGGCCAUGAUGGAGGAGCUCAGCAACUCCCCUCAUUUGUACGUGACGCUCCGCUGGACACUGCUCAGAAAUGCGUCCAUAUCGACGAACGCCAAGACGGUGGGAGAACACACGGUGAAGUUUGAGGACGAGGCCUUGAAGGAAGGAAUUGUGCGCAUGCUCAAAGGAGACGGCGGCGCAAACGUGAUCAUCAACUCUCUGCUGCCCAAGUUCCUCAGGGGUCCCAAAGGACCGGAGUCCAAAAUGGCAACCAGGAUGAACGUAGGCCCGACUGAGCGUCCAGAGCUCCUGGCUUUCUUCAGGCCCCUGUCCAUCAAACUCCGAAAGGUCAACGGCACUUCGGAGCGGGAGGCGGACCAGUGGUGGACGGUACAGGAGUGCUCCCCGGCCCACGUCUUCUCCCCACACGAGUGCGACAGCAUUGAGAUCGUGGUGUUCAGCGACAAAGUCAGCCCGGCCAGUCUGGGCUUUUUGGCUGGACACGGCAUCGUGGGCCUCUACAUGUCGGUGGUGUUGGUGAUCGGCAAGUUUGUGAGGGAGUUCUUCAACGGCAUCUCGCGCUCCAUCAUGUUCGAGGAGCUGCCGUGCGUGGACCGCGUCCUCAAGCUGUGCACGGACAUCUUCGUGGUGCGCGAGACCGGAGAGAUGGAGCUGGAGGAGACGCUCUUUGAGAAGCUCAUCUUCCUCUACAGAUCCCCCGAGACCAUGAUCAAGAUGACCAGAGAGAAGGACGACUAGACGGGGAACCUUCUCGCUCUUCUGCGGACUUCUCCCCACCAAUGGAUGCCGUUUGAUACGAGUUGCAGAAAACUGUCAACUCUUCUGCCUUUAAAACACUUAAGUAGAGAAUAACGGAUGUCUAUGAGUGCCGACUAUACUGUAUGUGGCUGCCAUGAACAAACUGGGACUUACAGAAAGUUCACAAUCUAUUACAUCAUUACACUUCAGAAGGUGUUUCAAUCGUUAAUCUGAAACACAAAUGAAUGGAUGUCUGCUUGAGUGCAUGCAUUUCCAAUAAGGGACCGAACUAAUAAUCAACUACACGAUUAAUUCAUUUGAUUCUGUAUAUUGUGUGCAAUUGUCUUGAAAAGAAAUGAUCCAAAAAGUGUCUGUGUAUUUUGUCCCAUUUCAAAACACACAGCAAAUAAAGUUAUUUUCACUUUA